Messenger RNA from Styela clava, 1406 nucleotides. NCBI's taxonomy places the organism in Eukaryota, Metazoa, Chordata, Ascidiacea, Stolidobranchia, Styelidae. The record is from RefSeq and is a predicted model, not a curated record.
GAGUAUCGAACGACUGACUGGAAACAAAUAAGGUAUUAUUGUAUUGAGUCCGCCAAUAAAGGUUGUGAAUAGAAGGUAUACAUACCCAGUGGUAAUAACGUUUAACUAAAAGAAAGGAAAUACAUUGUAAAUUGAACCUAGAAAUUUUAGCAUGAAUGAAGACUGCGCAAUUGGAAUUGAUCUAGGAACGAACUUUGUUUGUGUCGGAGCAUUCAUAAAUGGAAUGGUGAGGAUUAUUCCAAAUGAACAUGACAAACGGACAACUCCAGCUUAUGUCGCGUUUACUGAAGAAGAACGUUUAUUUGGUGAAUCUGCGAAACAUCAAGCUCCUCUCAAUUUGAGUAACACCAUAUAUGAUGUGAAACGUUUAAUUGGAAAAAAGCAAGAAGAUAAUGGAACGCUAAUUCCGAUAGAUGAAACAUGGGGAUUUUCAACCGAAAUAGAUGAUAACAACCGAAUCCGUAUACCGAUAUCUUAUAUCAAGAAUGAAAUAAAAGUAGAAGAAAAAUUAUAUCCCGAACAAAUAACGGCCAUGAUAUUGGGCAGAAUGAAAAAAAUAGCUGAAUCGCACCUCAAAACUGAAGUAAAAAAAGCUGUUAUAUCCGUCCCUGCAAGCUUUGAGAAUGCACAAAGAUUGGCUACAAUUGACGCAGGAAGAAUUGUCGGUUUGGAAGUGCUUGAGUUAAUAAACGAACCAACAGCUGCAGCAAUUGCUUAUUGUUACGACAACGAGGUAAAAAUGAAGAAACAAAUCGUUAUUGUUGACUUCGGAGGAGGUUUUCUUGACAUAAGUAUAGCAUUAGUGCACAAAAAUUACAUUAAAAUAACAACAACAGAUGGAGAUUCAAUUAUAGGAGGUGAAAUGAUUGACAACAAUAUAUUUACCCAUUACAUCAAUAAAUUGAAAAAGCAAAACAUUGACUUGUCAAAAAGCAAAAAGAACAAGACAAGAUUGAAAGAAGCUUGCGAAAAAAUAAAAAGAAAUUUGUCUGCAUCUUCCCGAGCUCGAAUACCAGAAGACUUGGCUGCUGAUUUGGGAGUGGAAUCAUCGUCUCUAAUUCUUACCAGAAGUGAUUUUAACCAGCUCAACAAAAGUUUGUUUAAAAAUUUGAACGUAUUGUCGACAAAGUUAUCAAAAGUGUUCCAGAUGCUAAAAAACAGUUUGACGACAUCGUUCUUGUGGGAGGAUCAACUCGUAUUAGAGAGAUCAGAAAUAUUCUUUCAGAUUAUUUCAACGUAGUGGAGUUAAACAGAACUAUAAACCCGGAUGAAGCUGUAGCGUUUGGCGCUACAUUAUACGCAGCAAGUCUGACUGGUGCUCAAGAGAGUCUCAGAUACAACAUCCAUGAUCGCAUAAUAAACGAUGGUGGCAAACAAAACAAUGAAGAGGAAAUUAAGCGAAUGGU